Molecule: messenger RNA, 486 nt
Organism: Akanthomyces muscarius
Lineage: Eukaryota; Fungi; Ascomycota; Sordariomycetes; Hypocreales; Cordycipitaceae
Exons: 3
Coding region: 1-486 (161 amino acids)
Molecular function (GO): zinc ion binding; carbonate dehydratase activity
Source: RefSeq, a predicted model, not a curated record
AUGUCCGUCGCCGCCGAGUUUGAAGCCGCGAACAAGCAGUACGCUGCGCAAUUCAACAAGGGCGACCUUCCCCUGCCUCCUGGCCGAAAAGUCCUCGUCGUCACUUGCAUGGACGCACGCAUCGAUCCCGCCCGCGCGCUUGGCCUCUCCGAAGGCGACGCGCACGUCAUCCGCAACGCCGGCGGCCGCGCCUCCGACGCCCUGCGCUCCGUCAUAAUCUCCCAGCAGCUGCUCGGCACCCGCGAAAUCAUCCUCAUCCACCACACCGACUGCGGCAUGUUGACGUUUAGCGACGAGGUGCUGCGCAGCAAGAUCCGGACGGAGCUCAAGGAGAACGCGGACCAUCUCGCCUUUCUGCCGUUCGGGGACCUGAGGCAGAGCGUGGCCGACGACGUGGCGCUGCUGCAAAAGUCGGGCCUGGUGCUGGACGUCCCCGUCUCGGGCUACAUUUACGACGUCAAGACGGGCGCCAUCACCAAGGUCUAA